AUGGGGGAGGAGGAGGGGCAGAGAAGCAAUGGCGGCGACGGGGGCGGGAGGAAGGGCAGGACCAACAAGUACGCGGUGGCCUGCUCCAUCAUCGGCUCCAUCAUCUCCAUCCUCAUGGGCUACGACAGCGGCGUGAUGAGCGGCGCGAUGCUGUUCAUCAAGGAGGACCUCAAGACCAACGACACGCAGCUGCAGGUGCUGGCCGGCAUCCUCAACGUCUGCGCGCUCGUGGGAUCCCUCACCGCCGGCCGCGUCUCCGACUGGGUCGGCCGGCGCCUCACCAUCUCGCUCGCCGCCUGCAUCUUCCUCGCGGGCUCCGUCCUCAUGGGCCUCGCGCCCAACUUCGCCACGCUCCUGGUCGGCCGCUGCGUCGCCGGCGUCGGCGUCGGCUACGCACUCAUGAUCGCGCCCGUGUACGCCGUGGAGAUCGCGUCGGCGGAGAUCCGCGGCUCGCUCACCUCGCUCCCCGAGAUCUGCAUCAGCUUCGGCAUCCUCAUAGGCUACGUGGCCAAUUACUUCCUCGCCAAGCUCCCGCUGGUCUACGGCUGGCGCACCAUGCUGGGGCUCGGCGCGCUCCCGAGUGCCGUGCUCGCCGUUGGUGUACUGGCCAUGCCGGAGUCUCCCCGCUGGCUCGUCAUGCAGGGCCGGGCCGAGGAGGCGCUCGUUGUUCUCCGGAAAGUCUGCAACACGGCGGAGGAGGCCGACGUGCGGCUCGCGGACAUCAAGAGCGCCGCCGGGUUCGUCGAGGGCGAGGCCGCGCCCGCGCCUCCCAGCGGCGGCGGCAAGGGCGUGAUGAAGGAGAUGUUCCUGCACCCGACGCCGGCCGUCCGUCGCAUCCUCGUGGCCGCCCUAGGCGUGCACUUCUUCCAGCAUCUGACGGGCAUCGAGGCGGUGGUGCUGUACAGCCCGCGGAUCUUCAAGGCGGCCGGCAUCGCCACCCGCAACCAGAUCCUCGCGGCCACCAUCGGCGUGGGCGUGACCAAGACGGUGUUCAUCAUGGUGGCGAUCCUGCUCGUGGACCGCGUCGGCCGGCGGCCGCUCUAUCUGUCCAGCCUCGCCGGCAUCAUCGCGUCGAUGGCCUGCCUCGGGCUGGGCCUCACCGUGAUCGAGCGGUCGGCGCCGCACCACGGCGCGCCGUGGGCGGUGGCGCUGGCCAUCGCCGCGGUGUUCACCUUCGUGGCGGCCUUCUCCGUCGGCGUGGGGCCCAUCACCUGGGCCUACAGCUCGGAGGUGUACCCGCUGCGGCUGCGCGCGCAGGGCGCCAGCGUCGGCGUGGCCAUCAACCGCAUAAUGAACGCCGGCGUCUCCAUGACCUUCGUCACGCUGUACAAGGCGAUCACCAUCGGCGGCGCCUUCUUCCUCUUCGCGGGCCUGGCGGUGGUGGCCGCCGCCUUCUUCUACUUCUUCUGCCCGGAGACGCAGGGCAGGGCGCUGGAGGAGAUCGAGGAGGUGUUCAGCCGCGGCUGGCGCGCGCGGCAGAGGCAGCAGGCGCCGUCGCCGUCGUCGGUGGAGCUGCCGCCGGUGCCUGACAGCAAGGCGCGCCCGUGA
Triticum turgidum subsp. durum (durum wheat) is the source of this 1548-nucleotide messenger RNA. The record is from the annotation of a GenBank genome assembly. NCBI's taxonomy places the organism in Eukaryota, Viridiplantae, Streptophyta, Magnoliopsida, Poales, Poaceae.